CAUCGCUCCAUGGCCUUCUAUCUACUUACAGAGGCAUCCCCGUUGAUCACUCGCAAUUCAACUUGUGCGGCCAUGGGAAUAUCUCGUUGUUGUUGCAGCAAAUUGAUGAUACUGGUAAUGUUACGGUCGUUGUUGACUGGCAUGCUCUUACCCUUGAAAAAGCUCUGGCACUGGUGGUGGGUGUGCGACGUGUUCGAGAUUGGGCAAAUCUCCAGUGGGCGUGGAUUCGGCGUCUCGUGAAAAUCGUACUUCAUGUCUGAGGUAACGGGGUCAACCACAAACUCACUUCUUCGCACCAGCAUCUCUUCUUUUUGAUGUGGUGACUGGAUUGGAGAAAGUUUCUAGAUGAGUCACCACCAGACAAACCUGCAAAAGUGCUGUCUACUACCACUCAAGAUCUUCAUUGCUUCAACGUUAUCGUCCAGUUUCAUACAUCCGAUAGAUCUAUUUGACCCACCGCAAAGUCCAAUAUGCGCACGCAGACUAGAAGCAUUGCUCCGGGAGUCCACGUCAUCGCCUGGGCAGACCAUGAAGAAGAACACCUCGCCAGUUUGGCAGCGAUGAAGACCACAUCGGACUUGCAAGAGUCCUCUCACCCACCAUACGAAUCCCCUUUCAAUCGCAGUUUCGGCUAUCACUUCGAAUCGGACCUACAGACAAGACUCGUCGUCCGACGCGGCAACUAUCCAGAACAGCUCUUCGGAGAUGUGCGAAAACAUGUGCUCAGUAAGACACACGAUGUGUCUUUGAGCAACAUGUCCGACGACGAGAGACAGAACAUGCUAUCCCUCCAGCAAAUCCUCCUGGAAACCGGCAAGUAUUCACACGCAUAUAUCAGAGUGACGUUGAAGAGGAAGAAAGACCGGAAAGAGUUACAUGAGCUUCUGGUCAAGGCUGUUAAGCAGAUCAUGGGAAAGCAUGCGGUGGCGAUAAGAUACCAUACCACUUUUGGGAAUGAGGGAAAGUGAAGAUGGGUGGAUGCAAGAGAAGGAUACUCCGUAUGUAGAGGACACAUCAUGAUAUUCGAAACCUGUCUCAAAACCA
Molecule: messenger RNA, 1044 nt
Organism: Aureobasidium pullulans EXF-150
Lineage: Eukaryota; Fungi; Ascomycota; Dothideomycetes; Dothideales; Saccotheciaceae
Exons: 1
Coding region: 471-968 (165 amino acids)
Source: RefSeq, a predicted model, not a curated record